CACAGAUGUCAUUCUAUUAUAAAAAGAUCAGUAAAUGAUGUAUAUAUUUGUAAACGCUCUGAUGUGGGAAAUGAGUAGGAAUAAGCUUGGCUUCUUCCUACUCCUUUUCGGACAUGAUGUAAAGUGAAUGAUAUGAAAUAGUGUGAUGCAUUAUGCUGUAAGUGUGUUUAUGUUCGAAAUAAACUAAAGAAAGAAAGAAAGACAAAUAUUUUCAGCCGCAGUUUAAAAAAAAAAAAUUCUUAUUCACUUCCGUUGUCAACGCACUUUACUUCCGUUGUCGCCAUCUUCUCCCAUACAGGGAGCCGACCCGUACAGGGGGACGUCUCCAAAGUCCGCGGCCGCAGCGAGACCCUUCUCAGCAGACUAGUAGAGCAUUUUAGGCGUAUUGCUGCCCUCCACAGGUUCUUAACGGGAUUUCCUCGUUUUGUCCUAUGGCCCACACUACAUUCUACAGUACAGUAGGUGGCGCUCUUAACCUUUACUAACAAUUAGUAGAAGAAGAAGAAGACAAAUCGCUGUUUUGCUCAUUUUAUCCCGCGAGAUCCGAACAAAACAGAACGAGGGCGUACACAAAUAUGUAGUUGAAUACAUUAAACCUCGUUGAUUAAUGUUUAUAUUCGGAUACAUUAGUGCGUGCGCCCGUUUAAGCUCAUCGUACUGGCUUAACUCGCUAGUUAGCUUAGCUUGUUAGCUGCUAACAAGUGUGAUUGUGUGAAAAUGUGCGAAAGAACGAUAGCAGAGUACGAGGAGGAACUUAAUUGUCCAACAGGAGAGGAGAAGGAGCGACAACAUCAACUACUGGACGCUGUUUUCGUGAAACAUCAAGUUGUGUUACACAGAACAGAUGUUCAGCAGCCUCCCCACAUUAAAAGGGAAGAGAAGGAAGUGUGCCUCAGUCAGGAGGAAGAGGCUGAUCUCACUGUUGUUUCUUUGAAGACUGAAGACCAUGAAGACAAACCACCUCAGUCCUCACAGCUUCAUCACAGUCCAACCAUUACAUCGGAAUGUGGUGGACCACUUGAAUGCUCAGAUCAAAGGGAGUCGUACAGCACCCAGCAGGCUUUGGACUUGAUCCUGAACCAAGUGAACCCUUGUGACUCCGAUGGAGAAGACAUAGCCCUUCAGCUGAGUUCAGACUCUGAAAUUUCUUCUGAUGAGGAGACUUUACCGCCACCAGAAAAGAGAGGUCGACUGGAGACAAACACUUGGCCAACAGAAAAAGCAAAGGACGGCACAGUGUGGUGUGAAGAACAGGUCGGGAAGCCUCUCCCUCACAACCCAAUUGAAUCUUUCGCCACAGAUGGAGAGCCAUCUGCUUUAGUCCGAAAAACGGUGUCGAGUCGCUUACAGAGCUUCCUCUGUUUAGUCACUCCUGACAUGCUUCGAACCAUUCAGAAGUGUACUGUUCAGCAUGGACGCCAUACACAGCAUGGAAAUUGGUUCAUGGACCUUCCUGAACUAAUGGCGUUUAUUGCUGUCCUCAUCCUGCGCGGGGUGAUCAGACUUCCAUCGUUGAAAGACGCAUGGUCAGCAAAGCUGGGACACCCACUGAUCAUCGGCAUUAUGGCCCGAAACCGCUUCCAAGACAUCAUGCGACACCUACGCUUCGAUGACAAGGACACGCGCAGUGAAAGAGUUGGAACUGACAGGUUUGCUGCAAUGUCCGAUGUUUGGGGGUCCUUUGUUGCCAACUGCAUCACAUCCUACACACCAGGCAGGAACAUCAACAUCGGCGAGCAACUUUUUCAAACUAAGACCCGCUGCUGUUUCCUGCAGUACAUUGCAGCGAAACCUGACAAGAUCGGCAUCAAGUUCUGGGUGGCAUGUGACUCGAAAUCCAAGUAUGUGUGCAAUAUCAUCCCAUAUCUUGGCAAAGACCCCAGUUGUCCUAGACUGUCAGAAGAUGUGGCGAUGAGGCUCAUGGAGCCAUUCAUGGACAAAGGAAGAAUGGUUACCACAGACAACGUCUUCACAUCAUUGUCACUUGCGCAACGACUGCUCAGCCGGAAGACAACCCUCCUUGGCACAGUCAACAAGAUUCGCCGGGAGCUUCCAGAAUCAGCGAAAGAGACUCUGGGCCGCAAGGAAUUCAGCACUCGAGUGUUUUCAACUUCUGGUGCCACACUGACGGUUUACGCGCCAAAACGGAGGAAGACCGUCUGCAUCCUCAGCAGCAUGCACAGAGUGGUGGAGACUCGGCACACCCGGAAAAAAAAGCCAAACACACUCUCCGACUUCAACAGCAGGAAGGGCGGUGUGGAGGUGAUGGACCAGAUGGUGCGAGAGUACACCGUUCGCUCAGGAACACGGCGAUGGCCAGUCGCUGUGUUUUACAACAUGAUUGACAUUGCGGUGCUGAAUGCAUACGUGCUUUACCAGGCAUGUACUGGGGUCAAGGAGAGACGGCUGGACUUCCUGGUGGAGCUAGCAAGCGAGCUUGCUGAGUCGUUUGUGGGAGUCAAAAAGACGAAUAAGGGCAAUCUUCUUCGGCAACAACCUCCCACGCCUGGCCAAGGGAAAAGGGCAAUGUGCCAGGUGAACUGUCGGUGCAAGAGCAAUCAUGCCACUGUGCGCUGUGUUGAUUGCUACAAGUACACAUGUGGCAAAUGCAGAAAGGCGAUGGAGUGGCAGUGCCAAGUCUGUUCAGACCAUAUUGAAGGUUGAAGCGUUGACACACCCAUCAAACACACAAACAAGGACAAGCCACCAUCUCGACACGUGAGAAUUUUGGAGCCUAAAUGCAUUGGGUGUUAUUCUUUAUUACUUGAUCAGCAUACUGGACAAAUGUGUGUCUUUGUAUAUUUCAUUGAAGUCAUUUCUGAGUAAAAUAAGUCUUGUUGGAAUCUUGCGCAUCAGCAUUAAAUCCGAGCAAGAAAUUAAAAACAAACUGUGUUGACCUCUUACAAGGAAGGGAGGGGACAAUACAUUGUCGUUGUCAAAUCAAAAGUGGAAGUAUCAUUACUAGAGAUUGAUUGAUUGAUUGAUACUUUUAUUAGUAGAUUGCACAGUACAGUACGUAUUCCGUACAAUUGACCACUAAAUGGUAACACCCGAAUAAGUUUUUCAACGUUAAUCAAUUCAUGACAGAUGUACAGAAGGGUUUGGAUUUUUCCAGGAUGUUACAUUACAACACACUGAAAAGGUAAAGGCAAAGCAACAUCAGUUCCCUCUCUGUAAUAGAGAAGUCAUUGUCUCAUUUACAGAACAAUGGUGACAAGCUGUGCUGUUCACACUCGAGUUAGGAUAUUAGGAACUAAUCCAGCCAUUUUGCUGCCUUUUGGGAGCUGCGUGUAGAAAAGCCAAAUGGCUGCCCUUUGGGAGUUCUCAUGUUUGAAAAGAAUGCUAGCGAAUGGUUCUGCCUUGGUUAGUUGGAACUAAACCUAGAACUAACGUUUAGAGAACAUUAGAAUUAAUGCCGCAAUUUAGAAGGUUAUGUUAGAUGAGGUUACUUUAUUACUACCCGAAGGUAAACUUGUUUUGCAGCCAGCAAAGAUCAGGACAUCCAUUUAAACAUACAGAGACAGUAACAUCUUUGAUAUGCAAUACAAAUACCUACCACAUAACAAGCAUCACACACAUUGCCAAGAUCACAAAAUGGAUAAAACAUAUAAAAUCCCAAUCAGAUAGGAUUUGGGACAGGCCAGAAUAAAACACCAUAAUAGAACAAUAGAUUGCACUAUAAUAAAUAUAGGCAAAAAUAGGUACUACAGCUUAUUUAGUUCUGUGAUGGCAGCUGGGACAAAACUACAUCUGUACCGCAUGGUUUUGCCUCUUGGAAUUAACCCUUGUGUAAUGUUCAUAUUGUUGUUACUCAGCCAGCAUUUGUGGGUCUGAUGGACCCGUUGCAUUUUGUGGCUUUU
Molecule: messenger RNA, 3860 nt
Organism: Nerophis lumbriciformis (worm pipefish)
Lineage: Eukaryota; Metazoa; Chordata; Actinopteri; Syngnathiformes; Syngnathidae
Source: RefSeq, a predicted model, not a curated record